CUCACUCCCCAACCUUGACCUUUAUAUAAAUCAAGGUCUAGUAGUUUCUUCAAGUAACACUCACUAGAUUGCUCUUCACUUCUUAUCCAUGCUCCAUAAAAUGGUUUCCAAAUCCAUUUUUCUUCUUGGCAUUUUUCUUGUAGUGGCCACUAAGGUUUUUUCUUAUGAUGAAGAUCUCAAGAUUGUGGUGAACUAUGCAAUAAAAGCACCAACUCCUGUGGUGACAAUUCCCACACCCCCUUCUCAAGGGAAUGCACCCCCAACUCCUCCUAUUGUGAAGGCACCUUCUCCUCCCCCAAUAGUGAAAACACCACCUUAUCAAUCACCACCUAUUGUUAAGGCACCAACUCCACCACCUUAUGUCAAGGUACCUCCACCUCCACAACCACCAAUAGUGAAUCCCCCUUUGGCUCCAACUCCACCACCAACUCCAAUAGUGAAAUCAUUGAAGGAUUGCAUUCCACUGUGUGGUUAUAGAUGCCAAUUGCAUUCAAGGAAGAAUUUAUGCUUGAGAGCAUGCAUGACAUGUUGUGACCGUUGCAAAUGUGUCCCUCCAGGAACUUAUGGCAACAGAGAAAAAUGUGGCAAAUGCUACACUGAUAUGUUGACUCAUGGCAACAAAUUUAAGUGUCCAUAGAUACAUAUACAUCUAUCUAGUUAAUGGUUCCUAAGCUUUUGUAAUACUAAUAAUUAAUUAUGCUUGAAAUGUUGUUAUGUGGUUUAAAUUUGCUGGUUUAUUAAAUAACUUAAGUGACCAGCAUUACAUUAAUAUUCAAGUUACUAUGUUGUUAAAUCAAUUAAUUACUAUAUGACUAGUUCAACAUGGUUUGUGUUGUCUAUGUGAUCCAGGAAUUUAUAAUGAAAAUAAAUGGUAUUUAACAUGGAA
Cicer arietinum (chickpea) is the source of this 886-nucleotide messenger RNA. RefSeq lists its product as uncharacterized. The record is from RefSeq and is a predicted model, not a curated record. Lineage: Eukaryota; Viridiplantae; Streptophyta; Magnoliopsida; Fabales; Fabaceae.